Molecule: messenger RNA, 607 nt
Organism: Myzus persicae (green peach aphid)
Lineage: Eukaryota; Metazoa; Arthropoda; Insecta; Hemiptera; Aphididae
Exons: 3
Coding region: 196-516 (106 amino acids)
Source: RefSeq, a predicted model, not a curated record
GCAGUAAUAAUUCUAUAGUUUAGUGACGUCAUGUCAAGAUCUUUAGUCUAUGAACUGACGACGGAACUACUGAGUACUGACUUCUAACCACAACGUUCGACAAUAAUAAAAUCGACGACUAUAAAAAAAAAGGUUAGGUUAUAGUGACUGAGAAAAUUGUUUUUAAUUAUUAUUUGAUGUACCAUAUUGAACACUAUGGACGAUGCCAUACAGCACUUGGAACAAGUCGUGACUAACAUCGAAAAAAGAAUAGACACUUUAAGUUGGAAAAUAAAAAAAUUCGAACGGGUUCUAUUUUCAGAAAACGAAACAUCCCACUCGUGUAAAAUGAUGUCCAUGAUGGCCAAUUUAGAAGAAACAUGCCGUAAAUAUAAUGAAAUAAUAUUAUUGGUGACCGAACAUAAAAAUCAACAAAAUGCAUUCACUGAUACAUUACAACUUCAAGUAAAUUUAGUAAAAAGCAAAGUCGAAACUUUAAGAGCAAUUAUGACAAAAGGAAGAACAAUUGAGCUAUAGCUUAAUAAACUAAUAAUUAUUGAUAUAUAAAUAAAUAGGAGUAAGGAAAGAUAAAUUUUUAAUAAUGUUUAUAUUUUUUUAUUUUUUUGUA